CUUAGCUUAUCCAUGGUAGAACUACCGGAAGUGAGGCUCUCCGUGCUAGUAGAUCAUAUUCUAAUAAUUUUCUUAAUUGGGAAAGAAUAAUGAGAAAGAUACGACUGUUUGGAGACGGAGCCUCCGGCAUAGGCUCCUAUUCAGGUGAAACGCCAACGGCUCAAUGGAUAGCCAAGGCGAGAGGAUGGCAUGCGAAUAUAUAAGGGCAAUAGUCUACGCAGGGCGAGAGGAAACAUGAUUACAUUAUAGGCCCCUAGGAAACUUGUUAGUUGAGUGUGAGCUCUUCAAACUAUCAAUAUGGCAAACUCGACUACUCACACUACCCGCGACGGGUUCCAUUGGACUAAGGAGGGCGGCCUAGCAGCAGGCGUCCAUUCAGUUGGCGUAGUCCAGCCACCUUCGAACUUGAUAUCUACCGACCAGAAAGACCCUUAUGAUGCGGUAAUCAUAGGAGCGGGCUACGCAGGAUUGACCGCUGCUCGUGAUCUUUCAACCGCUGGCUACAAAGUUCUGCUUCUGGAAGCACGAGACCGUAUCGGCGGUCGUACCUUUUCAACUGACAUCGAGGGCUACCCGUUCGAGCUGGGUGGAACUUGGGUACACUGGUAUCAGCCGUUUGUCUGGCGGGAACUUUCCCGAUAUAAUCUUACGAACGAACUCGAGAUCUCGCCUAGCUUAGAAGGUGGUAAGACUAUCAUUCGGGUAGGGAAUGAUACUAUCACCUUGGGCCACGAAGAAGAGUUUGCGAAGCUCGAGGCCGUACUCAACAAGUUCGUUGACGUCGACGGGCAGCGCGGCCGCGCCGUCAUCCCAUUCCCUUAUAACCAGCAUUUCAACACCGAGGCUCUCGAGCGCUUCGACAAGAUGUCUAUAGCCGAUCGGAUCGCGGAGCUAGGAGACCAGCUCGAGCCGAUAGAGCGUGCUAUCUUAGAAGUGUACUUUUCUGUCCUCUGUGGCAGCGAUCUAAAAGACGCCUCGUUUUGGGAAGUUCUGCGCAGCUGGGCGCUCGGCGGAUAUAACUGCAUGGAUUUUCUGGCUGCAAGUGCGGCUUUCAAGCUGGCGCGUGGACAGUCGUAUUUCGCUCGGCGGUUCUUUGACGAGGCCGCGGGUACCGGUCAAUUGAGCUAUAAGUUCUUGAGCACAGUAUCCGCGGUGGCUGAUCACGGGGACCAAGUCGAGGUGUCAGUACGCGACGGGACUGUUUUUAAGGCCCGACGACUAAUCUGCACUGUACCGCUUAACGUUCUGAAGGACAUCUCGUUCUCCCCAGCUCUCCCGGCAGCUAAACUUGCAGCAUCAGAGAAAGGGCACAUCAAUUUCGUCGUCAAAGUCAACGCAGAAACCCAGGGCCCAUAUCUCCGGUCCGUCAGUGCCCUUACACAUCCCGCCGGAGGUCUAAACUAUAUGUCCGGCGAUGGCAUGACACCCGCUGGUAACACGCAUAUCGUGGGUCUUGGCACGAGGUUACAGCCGAAAGAAGACCCAGAAGCUUCGCUCUCGGCCUUCCGUAGCCUCGCCGACGGCACAGUCGUAGAACGUCUUGUCUUCCACGACUGGAACGAAGACGAGUUCUCCAAGGGCACCUGGGCGUGGCUGGGACCGGGCAUGGCCACAAAGUACCUUACCACGCUCCGAGAAAGGCACGGGAACGUGUUAUUUGCGAGCGGGGACUGGGCGGCGGGCUGGAGGGGUUGCAUUGACGGCGCUAUUGAGGAGGGAGGCAGGGUGAGUAAGGAGGUGUUGGAUGAGCUAAGGGCCAUGAGGAACUGAUAUGAGUUCUUAUUAUGGGAUCGGCAUUACGCUGACGCCAGCUACCUCGUAUGACAUGUGUUAGUCAUGCUAUAUUAUAAUUAGGAGGACGAGCAAUAGGCUACUUUUACGACUGACUAUAGACGACCGGACUUUAUCUGCUCGGUAACUAUAACUACCUUAACUAAGUAGUUGUCUCUAGUUACGUGUCCUUAAGGCUUACGUAGAUAUAUAGUAAUAGCGUAAUAAUUAAGUCUAUUUGAAG
Messenger RNA from Daldinia loculata, 2014 nucleotides. RefSeq names its product amine oxidase. Gene Ontology annotation, molecular function: oxidoreductase activity. Bases 298 to 1770 code for a protein of 490 amino acids. The record is from RefSeq and is a predicted model, not a curated record. NCBI's taxonomy places the organism in Eukaryota, Fungi, Ascomycota, Sordariomycetes, Xylariales, Hypoxylaceae. The transcript is spliced from 2 exons.